UUCACAAUGACAUCUUAUCAUGUUUCUCAUGAGUCAAAUCGACCACCAGGUCCUUCACCACUAUACCAACCGAUAAUAGAGGCUCCGCCACCACCGUAUCCACCAACCAGAACGAGGUACCAAGACUACUAUGGCGGCUACGGUCAGCCGCAUCCACCGCCACUGCGUCCAUAUAGAUCAGAUGAAUACUACGGAGAAGGAGAAUAUGAUGGUUGCUUCCCUUUUCUAAGAAGAUGUCUGACGGCGCUAUGUUGUUGCUGGUUCUUGGAACAAUGCUGCCUUAGAAGUCGUUACUAAUUCUUGUAUGAGAAUGUUACGUCCGUGUUGUAUCGAAUAAAUUAGAAUUCGUGUUUUGUUUA
Molecule: messenger RNA, 359 nt
Organism: Camelina sativa (false flax)
Lineage: Eukaryota; Viridiplantae; Streptophyta; Magnoliopsida; Brassicales; Brassicaceae
Product: protein CYSTEINE-RICH TRANSMEMBRANE MODULE 7
Source: RefSeq, a predicted model, not a curated record